AAACCCACCAAUCCCCAACGUUCCUUUUUUUCUUCUUCUCUCUCUUCUCUCCUCAUCAGCCGCCCGUCUGUCUCUCUCCCCGAUUUUUCUCCCCCAGCGUAGCCUUCUCCUCCACGCCCCCACGCCGUCCCAAGCCCAGAGCGCGGUGGGUCAGCCCCUCGGCCACCUCCGCCGGCCGCCUCCCCACCUCACCGACCACCUCCACCUUAUCGAUCCCCUCCGCCACGGAUUUCCCCUCCCCCGCAGCAGCCAUCGCACGCCACAUCUGCUCAGCCGCAGCCCAGCCGUCGCCGUCUCUACCCACCGGCACCCCACCUCACCGGCGACCCCCUUCACCACGGGCCUCUCUCUCUCUCUCUCUCCCUCCCUGUAGCAGCCCAGCCCGUAGCCCCUCUCGUUUAUCCCUUCGAUUUCCUCCACUGUGAGCCACCGUGACGCCACCACGAGAAACGGAUCAGCAUGAUCUUGGCAGCACCAGCAAUUGACCCAUAGUAACUUCAUUUACACUGAUAUGGUGGGGUUUAUUGCUAAAUCAAUUGCUGGAACGUGCUUCAGGUGCUUCCUUGUAGGCUUUUCAUUUUCCUUUCAGGGUUUAUGUCUCACUGAUUUUAUCACUUCCAGCUAUGUUGCUUUCAUUGACGAAGAAAGACCUACUAUUUGAUGGUUAGCUGUCUAUUUUUUGCCAUCAACACCCGUUGCCCUAAGCUUCCAUUGCAUUCCAUCUUUGUCUACCUCCCUAGCUGCCAUCUCCUCUGCUUGUGACAACCUGUGACACUUUCAUUCAACAAUGGGGCUGAAACUAUUUGAGGGUAGUGACUCGGAAGAAGACGAUGCAUCAAGGAUCCAGAUUGAUCGGGAGUUCGCUCGUAGAUACGAGCACAACAAGAAACGCGAGGACCUCCAUCGCCUCCAAGAGCUUAAGAAGAAAGGUCUCGUCCAACCCUCUUCGUCCUCCCAAUCAGAAUCAUCAUCUUCUUUUUCAGAUGAAGAAGACGAUGGUUUCGUCAUUUCGAGCAAGAAGGAUAACGAAUUUUUUGAGGCACUGAUCAAGGUAAAGAAGCAAGACCCUGUUAUUAAGAACAAAGAUGUCAAGCUAUUCGAAUCCGACAAAGAAGAAGAAGAUGAAGAAGAUGGGAAGGAUAUGGAGAGUAAGAAGAAAGCGAUGUAUUUGAAGGAUGUGGUGGCUAAGCAGUUGAUAGAGGAGGGUCCUGAGUUUGAGGAUGAAGUAGGGGAAGGGAAGAUGGAGGAGGAGAAGAAGAAAAGUUAUGUGGAGGAGCAAGAGGAUAUAAGGAGGGAGUUUUUGGAGGCAGCAGCGCAUGAGGAUAGAGGGGGAGAUUUGUUGAGAAUAAAGGAGAAGAACGAGGAGGAGGAGGGGGAGGAGACGGGUGAGAAUGGUGACUUUGUGAGGAAGUUGGAUGAGUAUUUUGGUGGGGAUGGGGAAGUAGAUGAGGGUAAUAAGUUCUUAAAGGAGUUUUUUAGGAAUAGGAUGUGGGUGGAUAGGGAAAUGGAAGGUGGGGAGAUUGGGGAGGAGGAGUUGGAGCGUGUAUCAGAGGAUGAGAGGGAGAUUGAGAGGCAAGAGGAGUAUGAGUAUCGGUUUCAGGAGAAUGCGGGGGAUAGAGUGAUGGGUCAUGCUCGGAAAGUGGAGGGGUCAGUGAGGAAGAAGGCAAACUCAAGGAAGGAGCAGAGAAAGAGUAAAGAGGAGAGGAUGGAGGCGGCAAGGAUAGAGAGGGAGGAGGAUUUGAAGCAUUUGAAGAAUUUAAAGAAGGAGGAGAUGGACGAGAAGGUGAGGAAGAUACUGAGGACAGCGGGUAUUAGGGAGGAUGAGGUUGUGCCAUUGAGUAGAAAGGAGUUGGAAGAGGAGUUUGAUCCAGGGGAGUAUGAUAGAAUGAUGAAGGCUGCGUUUGGUGAGGAGUACUAUGAGGAGGAGGAUGCAGACCCAGAGUUUGGUAGCAAUAGGGAUGAAGAUGAGGGUGAGAUUGAGAAGCCAGAUUUUGACGAAGAAGAUGAGUUACUUGGACUUCCGAAAGGUUGGGAUGAGUGUGGGCCUGGUGAUGGGUUUUUAGCUGCCAGGGAAAGGAGUUUGAAGCGAAAGGUGGUUAAUGAGGGUGAAAGCGAUCAAGAAGAAGAGGAAGAAGAUGCCGAGAAAGGUAAGCGGAAGAAGAAGCGUAAAAAGAGUGCAAUUUUGGAGAAAGCAAAAGAGGCUAUGAUGGAGGAGUAUUAUAAGUUGGAUUAUGAGGACACAAUUGGAGACUUGAAGACAAGGUUUAAAUAUGCAAAAACAAAACCUAAUAGAUAUGGAUUGAGUGCUGAAGAGUUAUUGGUGAUGGAUGAAAAGGAGUUGAAUCAGUACGUUUCUUUGAAAAAACUUGCUCCUUAUAGGGAGAAGGAAUGGAAGUUGAGUGAUAAAAAGAGAUUCCAACUAAAAAUGAGAACUAAAGAACUUCUCCGGGGUGGAAAAUUGGAUGAACAGAAGGGUGGUAAGAAGAAGAGGUCCAGGGAUAAUGCUGAAAAAUCAGUUUCACUAGGGAGUACCGUGGAAGAUGGGAAAGCACAAAUCCAGGAAUCAUUUGGUGAUUUAAGCAGUUUAUCCAGGCAAGCUAAGAGAAGGAGACGCCAAGCUGAAGUUAAACUCUCUCAUUCCAGGCUCAUGGCAUAUGGAAAGAUACCUUCCAAAUCUAAAAGGAAAGCAAAGCACUGAACGCUACCAUCGAUUCAUUGAGAUAGUAGACAGGUUUUGUAAGGCCACUAAGUCUUGCGUUCUGUUUCUUCCUACAUCAUCGCCGUUAGGGGACCACAGGUUGUAAAGAUCAGCACUCAUGGAAGGCUACGCAACAUCUUCAACACGUUUAGUUCCUGCGGCUGAGUUGGGACCGUAUUCCCUUUGGGUUUGGAGAUGAUUUGUAAUUCUUAUUCAAUGCUUUGGGAGAGGGCUCUUGGGGAACUGCUUUGAGAUCCUAGUGUUAUGGUUACAACUGCUUACUAAAUUUAAACAAAGAACAGGGAUAGAGGAUUUUUACCCA
Carya illinoinensis is the source of this 3020-nucleotide messenger RNA. RefSeq names its product protein KRI1 homolog. Gene Ontology annotation, cellular component: nucleolus; 90S preribosome. Bases 788 to 2698 code for a protein of 636 amino acids. The record is from RefSeq and is a predicted model, not a curated record. Gene Ontology annotation, biological process: endonucleolytic cleavage in ITS1 to separate SSU-rRNA from 5.8S rRNA and LSU-rRNA from tricistronic rRNA transcript (SSU-rRNA, 5.8S rRNA, LSU-rRNA). The transcript is spliced from 5 exons. NCBI's taxonomy places the organism in Eukaryota, Viridiplantae, Streptophyta, Magnoliopsida, Fagales, Juglandaceae.